CUUUUGAAACUUUUCGUUUGGGGACCCGUGGACGCCACGCUCCCGACGAUAUUUUAAUUGGAAAAUAUUGAGAAUCCCAUCAACCCCAAACGCACCACUUGCUCUCUCUCUCUCUCGCCCCUUCGAAAGUAGGGAAAAAAAACGAAGCCAAGAAGACGGAAGUAGAGGAAUGGCGCUCGAAGAAGGUAGGGCGGUGACGAGAACCGCGUCGGCGACGGAGAAGCUCCUGCUGCACCACGAGGAGAAGCACUUCACGGCGGGCGAUGUGGUCCGGGAUGUCAUCAUGGGCGUCUCCGACGGUCUCACCGUCCCAUUCGCCCUCGCCGCCGGCCUCUCCGGCGCCUCCGCCCCGUCCUCUAUCCUCACCGCCGGCCUCGCCGAGGUCGCAGCCGGCGCCAUCUCCAUGGGCCUCGGCGGGUAUCUGGCGGCGAAGAGCGAGGCGGACCACUACGUCCGGGAGUUGAAACGGGAGGAGGAGGAAAUCGUCAGGGUUCCGGAUACCGAGGCGGCGGAGAUUGGUGAGAUUCUUUCGCGGUAUGGUCUGCAGCCGCACGAUUACAGCCCGGUGGUCAGCUCGCUCCGGAAGAAUCCGCAGGCGUGGCUCGAGUUCAUGAUGAAGUUUGAGCUAGGGUUGGAGAAGCCCGAGCCAAGGAGGGCACUGCAGAGUGCACUAACAAUUGCCAUGGCAUAUGUGGUAGGCGGCAUGGUGCCCCUCUUGCCUUAUUUCUUCAUCCCAACAGCUCAGAAAGCAAUGCUGGCAUCAAUUGGUGUCACUCUCACUGCACUUAUCUUCUUUGGCUACAUCAAGGGCCACUUUACUGGCAACCGCCCUCUGCUAAGUGCUAUCCAAACAGCCUUCAUUGGAGCACUUGCCUCUGCUGCUGCCUAUGCCCUGGCCAAAGCUCUCCAAGCUGCAUGAGGGCCAGCACAUUCAAUGAUUCCUGUAUUGCUUACAGUGGUCCAUCAGCAGCAGCAGCAGCAGCAGCUGGACACAUAAGGUUUUCUUUCAGAGCUGUAGUUUCUUUUCUUAUAAAAGCUGGCUACUAUCAUAAGUGAGAUUAAAUGAAUGAGGUUACUGUAUUUUUAAAGGAUUUGGAUUUUUGAGUUCAUAUUUGUAACUGCUUUAUAAUAAAAUUAUCCUGUUCUUGGAU
Molecule: messenger RNA, 1151 nt
Organism: Elaeis guineensis (African oil palm)
Lineage: Eukaryota; Viridiplantae; Streptophyta; Magnoliopsida; Arecales; Arecaceae
Product: vacuolar iron transporter 1
Biological process (GO): intracellular manganese ion homeostasis
Molecular function (GO): manganese ion transmembrane transporter activity
Source: RefSeq, a predicted model, not a curated record